Armigeres subalbatus is the source of this 3895-nucleotide messenger RNA. RefSeq lists its product as uncharacterized. Gene Ontology annotation, molecular function: nucleic acid binding; zinc ion binding. The record is from RefSeq and is a predicted model, not a curated record. The transcript has 2 exons. Bases 1114 to 2037 code for a protein of 307 amino acids. Lineage: Eukaryota; Metazoa; Arthropoda; Insecta; Diptera; Culicidae.
GUAUUUUAUGGUAACAUAAUUUAUAGCGAACGGUAAUGACCGAUACCGUUCUAAUAAAUGGUCCGGCGACUGUCGGCCUCUUUCAACACGAACCACCAAGCGAGUAACAUCUCCUUUUACAACAGCUCCGAAACCCUUCAAGUAUUUAUUAUAAUUUAAUUAACCAAUCGUUCCUCCGCGAGUAUCUCCGUUCGGUUCCGUCUACCUCAGUCGCUCUUGCCGGUUAUAAUAUUGGCGACGAGGAAAAUCUACGAAAAGUGCGCGUGUGAGAAAAAAAAGUGCUGUUCCCCGGGCGAUUGCCGGAUAGGCAGUGUGCAGUUUUGCCUCCGGGGCGGAGAGCGAUUUAAACAGCAGCGGUACAAAAAGUUUAGACUGGUUGCAGAGCAGGUGGUAGAUAUCGGAACAUUUCCGACUGGGAUUUUCCGGAGAAGCGGUAUUGUCGGUAAUAAUUAUGCUAAAUUGAAAAUACGCCUAUUGUUUUAUUAUUUUAACAGAAGGUUGGAACAACAAAAGAAAAGUGAAAAGUUUUUUGAAACUAUUUAGUUAGUGAUUAAUAAGUGUUUUUCUUCUUUAUAUUCCAUACAGAUAGCGGCGAUUGCCGGCGGACAGGUUUUCCCCUUUGAAACUUAAGUCCGCGGAAGGGUAUUUACCGGAGCACAAUAAAUUUUCGGGUUUGGUAUUAUUGGAUUGUGGUAAGUUGUUUUGUGAUAUUGUUUCCGUGAUAUUGUUUCUUUUAUUUGAAAUUCAUAUUUAAAUAGUGAGAAAAGUGAUUUUUUUUAUUUUGGUAUACAUUGUUCGUGAAAAAGUGCAUUGUGUUGAGUAACAAUUAGACAAAAGGCCGUUUAUCGCAUUAAUGGCGGAUACGCCUUAAAUUGAGACGGUUUUGAUGAAUUUAUUUGUUGAUUUUUUUUCGAUUUUUUUUUCUGAUGAUCAAUGGAAGUAUGUUGCUUUUGAUAGAUUGUGCGCAAAUUAUUUAAAACCAAUUGAAAUAUUUAAUUUAGGGUGCUUAUAUGGUACCAUUUUAACAAAUUAUUUUGAAACAUUUAUCCGAAUUAUUUUGGGUUUAUUAUUUUAUAAAAUUUUAAUUGUUGGUUGGUUUUAAAAGUUAUAGAAAUGAUUUCGUACGUAGCACCAAAUAUCGAUCCGUACCGUAAGGGACAAUCUUUUGCAUCAUGGUUUAAGCGGUUAGGGUACCAUUUUCGUAUCAACAAAGUAGCAGAUGCCGACAAGAAAGACCACUUGUUCCUUCUUGGAGCCUUAAUCCAACGUUUCAAAUUUGGUUCCCGAGUACAACAACCUGGUGAAACAGCCAGUGAAUUUCUUUUUUCGCUUAAACUCCAAACUGAGUAUUGUAAUUUCAAGGGUGAUAAACAGGAUCGUAUACUUGAUCGAAUUGUCAUUGGCUUGUCGGAUGACGCCUUGAGACAAAAGUUAUUAGCGGAAGAUGGGGACAAAUUGAAUCUCGCUCAAGUUGAGAAAAUUAUUUCUACAUGGGAGUUAGCUGCUUCUAAUGCAAAAAUAUUAACUCAAGACAAUUCUUUUAAACAAAUCGCUUCUAUUGUUGGAAGACGUGGUAAACGCGUGGCAGAUUCAAAUCAAGGGUAUUGUUCAGUGGGCCGAACAGGCUAUAGACAUUUUUCAGGUGAUGACGAGCCCAACGCAAAACCCUACAAUAGGUACAACGAUCGAGUGAAUCAUCGUUCGCAGACAGGACGGGCCAGCCAAAUGCGACUCCAGGAACAGCGAAAACAGUAUGCAGUGGUUCACCCGGUGGAAAAGAAAAGCGAUGAACAAUUAGUAAUCGACCGGCGAGUGUGUUACUAUUGUGGAGUUCGAGGACAUGUUCGCAGGAGGUGCCCGAAGCUGGAACAAUUCAAGAGGAUCAACAACAUCAACAUUGAAAAAUCCUGCACGAAUAAUGACGAUAAUUUGUCGAGCAUGAUUAGUUGUUGGGAAGACAAGAGUGAUGAUUGGAUCCAGGUGAAUUACAGUGCAUGCAUGUUUCCUCCAUCAACAAAAGUUGUCCAUGUUUACUAGAACUGGAUAUUCAAGGUAUCAAUGUGCAGAUGGAGAUUGAUAGUGGCUCAGACGUUUCCGUGGUUGGUAAGAAGCUAUUUUUGGUUGAAUUCAAUGUUCCCCUGGAAAAAAGUUCCAAUAGUUUGAUAGUGGUAAACGGUUCUCGAUUGAAAAUUGCUGGAGAAGUUAUAGUUUCGGUUAUUUUUCGGAAUAUAAAGGCAAAAUUAAAACUUCUGGUAUUGGAUAGUGAUCAUGAUUUUGUUCCUUUAUUUGGGAGAACCUGGUUGGAUGUUUUCUUUCCCAACUGGCGUAAUAGUUUUGAUAAACAAGUAACUGGAAACAGAAUAAUUGAACAUAAGAACAACGACUUAAUGAAUUAUGUCAAGACUAAACUGUCUGAUGUUUUCAUUAAAGAUUUUUUUACUCCUAUUAAAGGUAAUGAAGCCGAGUUGGUUUUAAAAAUUGACACACCUAUUUAUAGGAAAGCUUUUGACGUUCCCGAUGCAUUAAGGGAUAAUAGUGCUGAUAUUUGUUUGCGAUUCCCAUUGGAGCAGUCAGUUGCUGAUUUGAACAAAAAAUUUAGUGCUUGUGAUACUUCUGCUGUUAUGGCAGAGCAACCAAAACAGUUGAUUAAUACGAAAUGGAUUCCUUCCACAAAACAUUUUGGUAGAAUACACCAAGGAUUUUUCUACUACAAACAUCACGUUCAUUUAUUGAACGUUGAUGGCUUUUCAAAUUGGAUGGAAGUUGAAUGGAUGAAAAAUAGAACGGAAUGUAAAAAAAUGAUAAAACUACUGUUAGCAUAUUUGGCUAAAUUUGGGUUUCCAGACAGAAUGUCAAGUAGUGGUCCUCUAUUAAGUCCUCAUUUCUUUGAGAGGCAAGGAAUAUGGGGUUUAAACAAUCCUCCGUAUAAUAUUGCUAUUAAUGGCAAGGAGGAGAGAAUAGUUGGAAUGGUUAAAUAUGUAAUGAGAAUGAUUUUGCUCGACCCAAAGUACUUAUACGCAGAAUUGGAGGAUCUAAUUGGACUAUUUUUAAUAUAUUUUAAAAAUGGUAUGACGAUGGAAGGAUUUAUUUCUUCUCAGAAAGUUUUAGUAUAUACUUUUAAACUGUUAAUCAAUAUGAUUAAUGUAAAGCAAUACAACAAUAACAGUAAAGUACCAUUAAUUAGCUGUGAUUAUCUCAAUGAUGAAUUAAUUACUAGAUCUAAUGAUGAUAUUGGCAAAAAGCAUAGAAAAGAUCUUUUGGACAGCCUGAUGGCUGAUGAUGCCUUAUGGUACAGGAACAGUAACCCUCAGGAUAAAUGGUUGUAUGCUAAUUUUCGUAAACGUAUUUGUAAAAAUAUUUUACAGACUACAGUUGGAGGCGGAAUGACGGCCACGGUACUCCGAAGUCAAAUGAAGGCCGUUGGCGAUGCGCGCGUCCGGAGAUGUCAAUCGAUGAUGGUACAUGUCGAUCCCUAUGUCGAUGAUCCCGAUCCAUUACCACAACGAAGAACGCGUGUCGAUGAUGAGUCAGCGAAAAGCCCUUCCGGGGAUUCUCGGAGUGAGCAUUGUGGAGGUUCCAGUCGCCGGUCAAGCCGCAUCGAAAGAAGAAUAAGUAAAUCGAAUUUGGCGCUCGAUGGCCUGCCAAGGUAUUCGAAAAGAAGAAAUUAUAUCAGAUGUGAUCGAAUAAUUGUUUGGUAAAUAUUUGAAAGUUACGUUUCCUUCUCAAGUCUUCUAGACUAUCGAAAGUCUUGAAAAAGGGAAGGAUUGAUGUGUACCUUAAAAUGAUUUAAAUGUACAUUCCGUGUAUUUUAUGGUAACAUAAUUUAUAGCGAACGGUAAUGACCGAUACCGUUCUAAUAAAUGGUCCGGCGACUGUCGGCCUCUUUCAACACGAA